Molecule: messenger RNA, 2076 nt
Organism: Eubalaena glacialis (North Atlantic right whale)
Lineage: Eukaryota; Metazoa; Chordata; Mammalia; Artiodactyla; Balaenidae
Gene: NCAM2
Product: neural cell adhesion molecule 2
Exons: 16
Coding region: 1-2076 (691 amino acids)
Biological process (GO): cell adhesion
Cellular component (GO): membrane
Molecular function (GO): protein binding
Source: RefSeq, a predicted model, not a curated record
AUGUCCAUCUUAUUAACCAUGCUUUUGGUAGCAGCUGGGCAAGAUCGGUUUGCUAUCUUAGCCAACAAUAAUCUGCAGAUUCUCAACAUCAAUAAAAGUGAUGAAGGUAUAUACAGGUGUGAAGGAAGAGUGGAGGCUAGGGGAGAAAUUGACUUCCGUGAUAUCAUCGUUAUUGUUAAUGUGCCGCCAGCAAUCACAAUGCCUCAGAAAUCCUUUAAUGCCACAGCAGAGAGAGGAGAGGAGAUGACAUUUUCCUGCAGAGCCUCUGGCUCUCCUGAGCCCACCAUUUCCUGGUACAGGAAUGGCAAGUUUAUUGAAGAAAAUGAAAAGUACAUACUGAAAGGAAGCAAUAAAGAACUCACUGUCAGGAACAUAAUCAAUAGCGAUGGGGGCCCGUAUGUCUGCAGGGCCACAAACAAGGCAGGAGAAGAUGAAAAACAGGUACUUCUCCAAGUCUUUGUACAGCCUCACAUAAUACAGCUUAAAAAUGAGACUACAUAUGAGAAUGGUCAAGUCACACUAAUAUGUGAAGCAGAAGGGGAGCCUAUUCCAGAAAUCACUUGGAAAAGAGCAGUGGAUGGCAUCACUUUUUCCGAAGGUGAUAAGAGCCCAGACGGACGUAUCGAAGUCAGAGGGCAGCACAGAAGCUCAUCACUGCAUAUUAAAGAUGUGAAGUUGUCAGAUUCAGGGAGAUAUGACUGUGAAGCUGCAAGUAGAAUUGGAGGGCACCAAAAAAGCAUGUACCUUGAUAUUGAAUAUGCUCCCAAGUUCAUAUCAAACCAAACAAUUUAUUACUCUUGGGAAGGAAAUCCAAUCAAUAUAAGCUGUGACGUUAAAUCUAAUCCACCAGCAUCAGUCCAUUGGAGAAGAGAGAAAUUAGUCUUGCCAGCUAAAAACACCACUAAUUUAAAGACAUAUAGUGCAGGGAGAAAAAUAAUAUUAGAGAUUGCACCUACAUCUGACAAUGACUUUGGACGAUAUAAUUGCACAGCCACUAACCGUAUAGGAACAAGAUUUCAAGAAUAUAUUCUUGCUUUGGCUGAUGUGCCAUCCAAUCCUUAUGGAGUGAAGAUUAUAGAGCUGUCACAGACCACAGCCAAGGUUUCUUUCAGCAAGCCGGACUCCCAUGGAGGUGUGCCUAUUAAUCACUAUCAAGUGGAUGUUAAAGAAGUGGCAUCAGAAACCUGGAAAAUAGUACGCUCCCACGGAGUUCAAACAAUUGUUGUUUUGAGCAACCUGGAACCGAAUACAACUUAUGAAAUCAGAGUUGCAGCUGUAAAUGGAAAAGGACAAGGAGACUACAGUAAAAUAGAAAUUUUCCAAACAUUACCAGUUCGUGAACCAAGUCCUCCAUCGAUACAUGGACAGCCAAGCAGUGGGAAGAGCUUUAAACUCAGUAUCACCAAACAGGAUGAUGGAGGGGCCCCUAUUUUGGAAUACAUCGUGAAAUAUAGAAGUAAAGAUAAAGAAGACCAGUGGCUAGAGAAAAAAGUGCAGGGAAAUAAAGACCACAUUAUUUUAGAGCAUCUACAGUGGACAAUGGGGUAUGAAGUUCAAAUUACAGCUGCCAAUAGAUUGGGAUAUUCAGAACCAACAGUCUAUGAGUUCAGCAUGCCACCAAAACCCAACAUUAUUAAAGAUACACUUUUUAAUGGUCUUGGGCUUGGAGCGGUCAUUGGUCUGGGAGUCGCUGCACUCUUGUUAAUUCUUGUGGUAACAGACGUCAGCUGCUUCUUUAUUCGACAAUGUGGGUUAUUGAUGUGCAUCACCAGGAGAAUGUGCGGGAAGAAAAGUGGCUCCAGUGGUAAAAGUAAAGAACUUGAAGAAGGAAAAGCUGCAUACCUGAAAGAUGGAUCAAAAGAACCAAUAGUGGAGAUGAGAACAGAGGAUGAAAGAAUUACUAAUCAUGAAGAUGGGAGCCCAGUAAAUGAGCCAAAUGAAACCACACCACUAACAGAACCUGAAAAAUUACCUUUAAAAGAAGAAAAUGGGAAAGAAGUCCUAAAUCCAGAAACUAUAGAAAUUAAGGUUUCUAAUGACAUCAUUCAAUCAAAAGAAGACGACAGCAAAGCAUAA